UAUAAGCAUUGCACUGGGGCUCUUCCUUUCUGAUCCGCCAUCAUGAGUGGAGCCGCCACCACAAUGCAGAUUUUUGUGAAGGCCCUUACACGGAAGACCAUCACGCUCGAGGCUGAACCCUCAGACACUAUAGGAAAUGUAAAAGCCAAGAUCCAGGAUGAGCAAGGAAUUUCUCCUGCUCAGCACAGGUUGACAUUCGCUGGUAAGCAGCUGGAAGAUGGCCGUACUUUGUCUGACUACAACAUUCAAAAGGAGUCUCGUCUUGUGUUGAGACUUUGUGGUGGUGCUAAAAAAGGGAAGAAGUCUUACACCACCCCCAAGAAGAAUAAGCAUGAGAGGAGGAAGGUUAAAUUGGCUGUGCUGAAACACCAUAAGGUGGAUGAAAAUGGCAAAAUCAGCCGACUUCGUCGAGGACAUCCUUCUGAUGAAUGUGGUGUUGGAGUUUUCAUGGGUAGCCAUUUUGACAGGCAUCACUGUGGCAAGUGUUGUCUGACUUACUGCUUCAACAAACCAGAGGACAAGGAGUUGUGUAUGAGUUAA
Molecule: messenger RNA, 540 nt
Organism: Rattus rattus (black rat)
Lineage: Eukaryota; Metazoa; Chordata; Mammalia; Rodentia; Muridae
Product: ubiquitin-40S ribosomal protein S27a-like
Exons: 1
Coding region: 43-540 (165 amino acids)
Biological process (GO): protein ubiquitination; modification-dependent protein catabolic process; translation
Cellular component (GO): nucleus; ribosome; cytoplasm
Molecular function (GO): structural constituent of ribosome; ubiquitin protein ligase binding; protein tag activity
Source: RefSeq, a predicted model, not a curated record